Molecule: messenger RNA, 2589 nt
Organism: Symbiodinium necroappetens
Lineage: Eukaryota; Dinophyceae; Suessiales; Symbiodiniaceae
Source: the annotation of a GenBank genome assembly
AUGGAGCCAUCUUGCAAAGCGGCACUUCUGGCGGCUCUGAGCACGAACAGGUUUCUGGCUGUGUUGAAUGAUGACGAGUUGCUCUCUGUGGUGCACAUGUUGGAGGUGAUUCGGGAUGCUGCUGGACUUGGACUGUUGCUGGAAGAGGGCAAGGAGCCUGACAGCAUCUACGUGGUUCAGGAGGGAUCUCUGAAUGCAAGCGUCGCCGGAAAGCUGUCGGCAGUUCUGGGUGUUGGUGCGUGUGUCGGCAUUGAAGGAGUGCUGCGGGGCACACAGCCCCAAUCUGUUUCUGUUGGAUCUCCCAGUGCGGUGCUCUGGCGAGCCGAUGCUGCUGCCAUCUCUAGGCUUCUGGAAGAGAAGGCGUUGAAGGCAGCGGCCGAAACACGGAAAUUCAUUGACCGCGUGCGAUUGUUCGAUUUUCUGCCGGAAGAGAAGAAGGUCCAUCUGCCCAGUCUGACCGUUCAUCACGAGGUUCUCCACGCAGGAGACCGAGCCCUGACGCAAGGGGAAAUACCGCUCGCCAUUUUCAUCGUGAAGACGGGCAGGUGUCACCAGCCACACUGCAAGAGCUUCAUAGCUGAGAACCGCAGGAGGCCGAACAAGAAACGCGAGCUGUCGACCAGGAUGUGGACCUAUUUACCUGGAGAAGUUAUUGGUGCCGGGGCAUAUCUGUUUGGACGGCUGCAAAGCCCAGCAAGGACAGAUGUGACGGCUGAGAAGGAGUGCACGCUAUUGUCCUUGAACUUGAAGCAGCUGGUUCAGACCUUCGGAGAUGACCUUGACGAGUGCCUGCAGCGGGCUUUCAUGGUCUUCGGCCUGAAUCAGCUUCCUUUCCUCGCUGGCCUCACAGCCGCGCAGAAGCAGGUCAUUGUGAAAGCCAUGGAGGUGAAGCAUUACCGCGCUGCUGAGCAAGUCUCCGUCGAUGUGCAGUUUGCCAUGGUCUUUGAUGGCACCUUGCUGGUGCAACAGGGAACUGGUCCCAUUUUGGAGCUGGGUUUUGCGGAACACUACCUCGAUUCGACAUUGUUCUCGGCCCAGGGAGAUGCAGAGCGAGCAGAUGAUGAGCUGAAGGAAGCCAGUGAUUUGAUUGAGGAGGAGGUCAAGGGUGCGACGCGUCUCACUGGUGGAGCCUCUGGUGUUUGCCUGGCCACUCUGGCUGCUCCCGGGGCCGCCAAAGCAUUCAAGGAGAUGGGCUUAUCGCCAGUUUACAGCGCCGAGGACACGAAUGACAUCGCUCUGGAGGUUUUGCAGGCUCGGCGUGUGUCUGUGUUGAGGCAUCUGUCAGGUGCCCAAAUUGAACGACUUGUCAAGCUGUUGGUGCCGCGGGUCUAUGCUUCUGGUGCCUCUAUCUUCGAGCAGGGGGAGAUCGGCACGGCCUUCUACAUAGUCGCGAGUGGCCAGGUUCAAGUAUUCAUUGAUGGGAAACCGGUCCGCACGCUGGCAAGGCAUGGGCAUUUCGGAGAGCGGGCGCUGCUGUUCGAGGGGCAGCGGCGCACGGCCUCUGUGCGUGUCCGAAGCCACGAGGCGGAGCUGUGGUGCCUGGAGAAGGUGGCCUUUGAGGAAGUUCUGACGGACCACUUGCGAGAGGAGAUCAUGCGAAGAAUUGAGAUUCAGGACUCGCAAACUGACCUGAAAGACUUAUGCCAUGUUCGCGUUAUCGGUAUUGGAGGUUUCGGCCAUGUGAGGCUCGUCGAGCACCGCCGGACAAAGCUUCGGUAUGCUUUGAAGCAGGUGAAGAAGGUUGACGGCCGAGUGCCAGAAAACGUCCGUAGGGAGUGCGAGCUCCUGGCUGAGAUGGACCAUCCGUUUAUUUUGGAUAUGCUACAGGUGUAUGAGACUACGAAAAGUUACUACAUCCUCAUGGAGUACAUCAUGGGAGGGACUUUGCGUACCGUUCUGCAGGCCGAAAGGACGCUGCGGCGCGAAGCUGCGUGCUUCUAUGCGGGCUCACUGAUCAUGGUGCUGGAAGUGCUGCACGACAGAAAUAUCGUUUAUCGGGACCUGAAGCCAGAGAAUGUCAUGGUGGAUGCCAGAGGUUAUGUGAAGCUCAUCGAUUUUGGCAUCGCUAAACGAUUAGACGAGGAUGGCCGGACAUUUACUUGUGUCGGAACUGCGCACUACAUGGCUCCAGAGGCCAUUCUGAGCCGAAGAGAGGGCUACGGCACCGAGGUUGACACCUGGUCGCUGGGCGUGCUCCUCUUUGAAUGCCUUUGCGGCCAGCAUCCAUUCGGAGCUUUCUUAAAUGAGCAGCAGGAGGUCUUCGAAGCGGUGCUGAAGCAGGAGCUGGCCUUUCCCGAAGCAUACCAAGACCCUUGCGGGCGUCGCCUGUUGCAGGAGAUGUUGGAGAAGAGCCCCCAAAAUCGACUUGGUGCCGGAGUGUUUGGUUGGGACGACGUCAAGGAGCAUGACUUCCUCGCCUGGCCCGGAGAUGUGAGCCUGUUUGACUGCAUAGUGGAGCGGAUGGUUCAUCCCCCACAUGUGCCCAAGAGUGCAAGCUUCGUUGACUGUUCGCAGGAGCUAACUUUCAACGAUUGGCACGAAGAGAAGGAGAUCGUGCGCAGCCGAAGGAAGUGCGUCACGUACAGAUGA